This is a messenger RNA of Solanum stenotomum, 1377 nucleotides long. Its product is annotated as protein ASPARTIC PROTEASE IN GUARD CELL 1-like. Gene Ontology annotation, molecular function: aspartic-type endopeptidase activity. NCBI's taxonomy places the organism in Eukaryota, Viridiplantae, Streptophyta, Magnoliopsida, Solanales, Solanaceae. The record is from RefSeq and is a predicted model, not a curated record. Gene Ontology annotation, biological process: proteolysis. Bases 1 to 1377 code for a protein of 458 amino acids. The transcript has a single exon.
AUGGAUGCUAGAAAUAGAUUUAUGUCUUUUGAUACAACUAAUCUUCUCGAUCCUCCGAGACCAUCCUAUACUUUUUCCAUUUACAGUCGUGCAUUAUUUGAAAAGUCAAAGUUCAAGGACUAUGACUCGUUACUUGAGAGUAAGCUAGCUCGUUCUGAAGCUAGAGCAAAUCAUUUUGCAACGAUUCUUGAAAAUGGUAACACGAUUGGUGCAAAUGGAACUCUGGCAAGGCCACACGGCACACAUGAGAGUAAAAGGGACAAAGGAAAGUUUCCGAAAACAACAAGGGUACAUUUGGUAGAAGGUGAGUAUGUUGCAACUUUUACUAUUGGCAGUGAAGAAACUAAAUCUUUCUUGCUAAUAGACACUGGAAGUGAUUUAGUUUGGUGGCAAUGUAAACCAUGUAGACCAAAUAAGUGUUACAGUCAAAAAAAUCCUAUAUAUGAUUCAACUAAAUCUAGAACAUACCGACAACUCGAUUGCAUUGUGGAAACUUCUAGUUGUCAAGUCGCGUCCAAGGUCUAUCAAUGUACUGAGUUUGGUAAUCAGUGUCUCUAUGAUUACAAAUACGUGGAGGGAUCGAUAACAAAAGGUUGGAUUGCAGAAGACGUGAUUACUUUUUAUUUAGACUUAGGUCGGGUAAGGAUUCUUUUCGGAUGUGGCAUAGAUCAAACGAGUGGAACACAAUUUAAUGGUGAAUAUUCAGGAAUUGCAGGGAUCGGGCGUAGAGUGUUGAAAGGUGGAUAUUCUUUACCAUCGCAAUUGGAGGCAGACAUAAUGGCAAUGUGUCUACCGGGGACUUACUCCACGAAAGCAUCAACAAUUAGCUUCCACACAACGCCAUUUAAGAAGACAACAUCAGCAGGACUAUUACCAAAUUUCAGAUUCCCUAAUUUUUAUUUCGUCAACCUUUAUAAAAUUUUCAUCAAUGAUAAGGAAAUCCCAUUUUUCCCAUCAUUGUCGCGGAAUUUUGGAAAUUAUGACAUGACCGGUGGUUGCAUCGUGGAUACAGGAACAAUUAUGUCCUGUUUCCCAAGAGAUUUUCAUACUGUAUUCCGUGACACAUUCAGAAAGGAAGUACGAGGUAUUCCUAUGAUGGAGGUUCCACUUGGAGCUUUCGACACUUGCUAUAUAGAGGAACCAGGUGUGGUACCAACUUUCCCCGUUGUGAAGAUGUACUUCGGCCACCAAAGCCCGGAUAAUUUGUUGUUACUGCAACAACUGCGAGUCGUGGUGCACAUUAGGGGGCUAUUCUGUCUGGCAUUUUUGCCAUGGGACCAAAACGUUGCAAUUAUAGGAAAUCAUCAACUUCAAGGUGUAGGAUUAACUUUUGACACUGGAACAGACACUUUGUCUUUUGACUUAGAUGCAUGUUAG